AUGGCUUCAGUUAGCAUCGUUCCUAGCAUGCCGCCCUUCGACCCAGAUGCAGAGAUUGGUGCUUCGGUAGGCCCGAGAUGGAAAGUGUGGCUGCAAGAUUUUGAAACAUUUCUAGUAGCAAAUGAUAUCACUGACAAUAAACGUAAACGGGUUUUACUCCUCUAUCAAGCUGGCUCAAGAGUGAGGGAAAUAUUUCGCCAAUUAUCCGAUACAGGCGCUCCUGAUGCAUACCAAACUGCCGUAACCAAACUCACUGCCUACUUCGAGCCCCAAAUGAACAGGCAUUAUGAAGUGUACAAAUUUAGGCAGGCCGUACAACAACCAAAUGCGACGUUGGAUCAAUUUCACGUUCGACUUCGUCAUUUGGCACAAACUUGUGAGUUUUCUGAUUCUUCACUUGAUUUUGAAAUACAGCUCCAAAUCGUAAUCGGGGGCAAAUCCACAAGUUUGCGUAAACAAGCUCUCAAAGAUCCUAAAUACACCCUUAAAGAUAUGUUACUGGACGGCCGCAGAGCGGAAAUUAGUACUUUUCAAACGGCAGAUAUCGAGGGUAAACAGUCAAGGGACAAUUUACAAGCUAUCAAACAGAAAAAGAGUUUCAGUAAACAACAAACUUCAGCACGAAAAUGCAGAAAUUGUGGUGGCAAUUAUUCACACAAAUCGAAGCCAUGCCCUGCAAAAGGUCAAAACUGUCAUCGCUGCGGGAAGCAAAAUCACUUCGCUAAGUUCUGUCUGAGCAAACAAGACACCCGCCAGUCUUCAUUUACCACGUCUAUAUCGAAAAUUCACCCGGUGUGCAAGUCAACAGAUGUCGACAGCGAAUCCAGCUCAUCAAACUAUUGUUAUGCAAUAGGGGGUUCAAGUAAAAAAUCCUUAGAAACCCGGCUUAAAAUCAAAGGACAACGCAUCUCCUUCCUAGUGGACACUGGUGCGUCUAUCAAUAUCAUUGAUAAUGCAACUUUUAGUCAACUCAAGGGUAUUUCAUUACAACCCACAAACAUAAAGCCUAUGCCUACAACUCGCAAACGCCCGUGA
Rhopilema esculentum is the source of this 1035-nucleotide messenger RNA. RefSeq lists its product as uncharacterized. The record is from RefSeq and is a predicted model, not a curated record. Gene Ontology annotation, biological process: proteolysis. Gene Ontology annotation, molecular function: zinc ion binding; nucleic acid binding; aspartic-type endopeptidase activity. NCBI's taxonomy places the organism in Eukaryota, Metazoa, Cnidaria, Scyphozoa, Rhizostomeae, Rhizostomatidae.